Molecule: messenger RNA, 4787 nt
Organism: Heterocephalus glaber (naked mole-rat)
Lineage: Eukaryota; Metazoa; Chordata; Mammalia; Rodentia; Bathyergidae
Source: RefSeq, a predicted model, not a curated record
CAACAAAGUAGCUCCUGCCUGAGCUGCUAGUCCCUUCCGGGUCCUUCUGCUUCCGUGUGGGCCAGCUGGAGCCCACAGGUGCGCUGGAAGAUGGGCCGUCCCCCAGUGGCGUGCCUCGAGCCACCGUCACCAGUGGGAUCUCCAACCUGGAGAAGAAGAUGAACUGCGGCAUCCAGAGCCUCAGCUCGGGGCCUCUGGCCCAGAAGCAGAAUGGCCUUUGGGGCACACAGACAGGGAGAGGUGGCGUCCGGCUGUCUUUGAAGGCCCCUCAUGACCCCAGCACCGUGAAGCUUCGCCUCAGGCAAAAAGAGACGCAAAGUGGAUGUCUGCAAAAGAAGUCACCAUUAGCGUGCCAGACAGCCUUCGAAAGGUGGACAGAAGCAACAGAGUCACAAAGAACUGCACCAACUAGCGGUGGCCUGUGAAGGAGCAGGGACCCUGGGUCUCUUUCGGUCCUGGUCACCACUGAGGGACCCGGAAGUGGCUGCCGCCUGCACCUGCCUGGCAUGGACACUGCUGGGUUCCUGGAGCUGCCCUGGUCUGCUCAGCCCUCGCCGCUCUGGGACAGCAGAUGGGCUGGGCGGCCCCAUUGUGCCCUUGGUGGCCAGGGCGCAGCUGGGUUUGCCCCUGUCACAGGUCGGGGGUGGACGGGGUGAGCCACAGGCCAGGUCAGUUUAUGAGACAGGAGGGGUGGGUGUGUUUCCCUGCCGGGUGACCGGAACAGGCCAGCGCGGGGCGUUCUGGGCAGGCUCAUCCUUCGUUCCUUCCUUGUCAGUCCUGCCAUCGCCGACCUUGAGGUCACACUGAGAAGCCUGCUCACCCAACUGUAACCCAGCUGUUCAUGCACUCGAGGCCCAGGGCGAGUCCUGCAGUCUCCUCUCCUUAGCUCAGUGCCAGGCAGGUGAGAGCCCGCACCCCGGGCACCAGCUGCACCAGCACCAUCUGGAGACGGCGUCUCGGGGGCAUCUCUGUGACGCGUCGCCUCAGCAUCUCCCGCUGGUCACCGUCCUUGGGGCCAAGGCGUCCCAGCUGGCACCCAGGGCUCAGCCGCAGCUAGCUCUCUGCUCCCCUCUGCUCCUGCCAGGGUUUUGUCCUUAGGGGUCCUUUGCAGUUGCGAUCAAAGACAGCUAGGAGGAGCUCUUGGGAGGAAGGUCAUGGGAACAGGGGCUCCACGGGCUUCCCUGGCCCCUGCCCACUGCCCUGGCAGGGAGCUGUCUUGCUGUCUGCAGAGGAACUGCUCGGGAGAGCCAGUGCCUGGCUGGUGGGAUUCAGAUGCAGACACAUCGAGCUGUCGCCCACCAGGUGCUGACGUGGGUAGAUGACAUUGUGAUAGGAAUCAUUUUCUAGCAUUUUAAAAAUCAUGUUCCGCUGGAUGUAUUUUCCUCCACAUAAUGUAGCUGAUUCAAAAGGACUGUUAACGCCUGAGAUCGAGACAGGCAGGGCUAACUCUGCAUGUAGCAGACACAGGCAGGAGCCGCUGUGUCCUGUAAUGUGGGCCAGACCUCUUCUCUGCGGUUUCUCCUCACUCACAACUAAGUAGUGUCCAUUCUUCCUUUCUUUUGCUGGCAGGUUGUAUAACGGUAAAAGCAUCGCCCACCUGUGACAGCCGCUGUGCGGAUUCGGAGGGGCUGAGUGUGGCGGUCGCCUCCGUGUCCCCGAUAGGCAGAGAGCACAGGACAGGCAGUGUGUUGGGCUGCUCCGCGCAGCUGUCUCCCCUCACCCCCGACGGGUGCGAGUCAUGCCACAGGCCAGGGCGUCCUGAUGGCUGGACGAGCCCACAGUGCACACAACUGGUUCCCUAACUUCUCCAUCCCGAUUCCUUGUGAAAGGGCUUACAGGAACUUCCUGUUCUCAACAUUUUUAAAUAAAAGCCUGUGACUCCUGGGUGCCCCAUGGAGUUACUAGGUGGGAGCCCCACCUGCAGGACGCCAUGCUCCUGAGGGCUUGAGGGCUGGUCCUCCUGGCAGCCAGGGCGGUGAGUGCAAGUCUCUGCACCCUCAGCCUUGGCCACGCCGGCUCCUCCUGACAGCCGAGCUCCGCUCCUGGGCAGGAGGGUGUGGAUGGCAGGACAACAGCUCCUCCCUGAGAAGAUGGGCAGAAGCCACUGUCUCUGAACACUCUCUGGGUUUUUUCCAUGUGUAUUUACGACAGGAAGUGAUUCUUCCUAUCCUUUUAAUACAGCGCUUUCUAUCGCAGAGUCCAUGCCACUAAAGGGAUUCAUUUCAAAUAGAUACAGUAUCUUCUGGAACUUUUAAAUUUUUCUUUAUUUGAGUCAGUGUCUCGAUACGCAGUUUAGGCUGAACUUGAAAUUACUGAGUGCCCUCGGCUGGCCUUGAGCUCACAGCUAUCCUCCUGCCUCAGCCUCCUGAGUGAUGGGAUUACAGGCAUGAGCCACGCUUGGUGUGGGAAGAUUUUAUUUGUAUGUAGAGCAGUUUAGACUUUCUUCAAAGGCUCUUUCCAUUAGUGACCCCUGCGAAUCCAGCAGAAAGUCUAGGGAAGGCGCAAGGAGAGGUCCUCAGCCCCAUGCACACUACUGGAAGCGUCUCCACUCCACGCAUCCCGGAAGCAGGCGCCUGGGUGCAGGAGGUGCGCUCGGCCUGCAGACCCCAGCUCUCCCCACCUGCCCGGUGCCAGCCGCAGCUGGGGUCUCACAGGGUAGGGCAGGGCUGCCCGUUCAGAGGGACGUCACCCAGACUUGCAGUGUCCCCAAAACGGGAAACCAGAGAAGCCAGCACCAGAAAGAACCCACCCUUCAUUCUCCGGCACACAGAGCUGUUCGGGCCUGCCCUGAUCAGGCAGUGGAUCGCCAGCUUCCCCCUCAAAGCCUCUGCAUUUGUUGCAUUGCAGGUUUGGGCGCCUUGGCAGCUGUUCUCCAGGAAGCCUGCUCAAGGACAAGGUGCACGAGAUCGUCCCUCCCAUCCAUGCCCUUCUGUGACACCUCCGUGUCCUGGAGACAGCCGGACCCUGUUCCCUUUUCCAUUUCAUUUCCUUGCCCAGAGGCUGUCUCCUGCAUCAGAUCAGCCAGGCCCGAGAGGAGACGGAUUCCAGCCCAGCCUCCCAGCUGUGUCCCGGGUGCCUGUGCUGGGCAGCCCCUCAGAGCUCCUCCGCUCCCCUGGGAGGGACACCCUUCUGGGUGCACCUGGAGGAUUAGGAGAGAUGACAGGUGUAGAUAACAGCAUCUGCCCUGAUAAUCAUCGCAUUGUAGCACGAGGAGUGGCAACGGCCCCAGCGAUCCCGAUCCCGCAGCCCCCGCACACCGGGAGCAAACCAGCGGUCGGGGUUGUGGGGCCAGACCUGUGGCCGAGUCUGACCCGAGUCUUCAACCUGUGGUGGGCCGAGCUCCAUGUGCCGCCCACACCCGAGGCUCCGCUCCUCAGCACUUCCGGGCUGGCAGAUGCGACUGUACAGAGUUUUCACCUUUGUUUCACUUUGCUUCUUGACAGCAGGGCUGGGGAUGUAGCCCAGGGUGAAGACCCUGAGUAAGGGGACCCCUGCAGUCAGGUUCCAGUCCCCUGCCCAGUAUGCCACGCAGGGGCCGGGGAUUUAGCUCAGUGGUUUCACCGCCUGCCUCGAAAGCACAAGGACCAGAGUUCGAUCCCCAGUGCCAAAAAAAGAGAAAAAUUUGUAAACCAGUAUGCCACGCAGGCCCGAGAAAUAAAUACCCUAAGAGGCAGAACCAGCAGAGAGGGCGGGGGCCAGGACGACCAACGCUGAGGCAACCGACAAAGGCCCUGGCCAGUCUCAGGCUCUGACUUUUAUCGGCAAUCAGUUGGGGUAAAGCCGAGCUACGUGCAGUUUCUAUGGAAAUUAAUGUACACACAGCUCGUAAAGGACAAGACAAAGCAUCCUCAAAUCAGGAACAAAAUAGAAUACAUGGUUGUAAUUAUCACACUGUCCUAAUCAGAAGGUUUUAGUUGUGGGAACAGAAUCUGGGUGCGAGUUACUCUGACCUCUGCACGUGGGCUGCGGCCAGACUCGCUUCUGUAAACCAGCCAACUGCGGGGUUGACUCUUCACAGCCUGCCUUGGGCAUAAUCAAUAUUAUGGUCCCCUGCAUCUGGGUUCAAUCCCCAGUACUACUUUUUUUUUAAAGGAAAGAAGAAUUCACCAUGUAAGACAGAGAGGAAAACGAUGACUGACACACUUAUCCUCAAGGUCAUAGAUUGAAAGUUCAAGGCCACCGAGUGGGACCCUGUCUCAACAAAUUAAAAACAUUUAGAAAGGGGGCUGAGGGUGUAGCUCAGUGGCGGAACAAAUGCCUACUUUGGGGGAAGCCCUGGGUUAAAUCCUUAGCACAGCCAAGAAAAAAAAAAGUCACUAAAGUGCUAAAUCAGGCAUGGAGGGCAGAGAGGAAACCUCAGAGUCAGUGUGGUCAGUGCUUGGUGUCUAGCCCCAGCACGCCAGCUAAUUCUCCCAGCUGGGUAUGUGUGUGAGGAGCCAGGGUGAGACACAGCUAAGCCCGGCCCGAGGGAGCUGGCGUCUGUGAGGAUGGCUGAUCGCCAGGCCCCCAGUGGGCCCAGUGCCACAGCUCUCAGGAAGCCACCUCACCCCAGCCCCAUCCUGGACUCAGGCCGUGGUAGCCACUAACACUAACUGGCUGGCCUCUAAAAUCCAUAAGUACGGACAGCUAUUUGUCCAUUAAAAAUAAAAUCAAGGCAGGCGCGGUGGCACAUGCUUGUUAUCCCGGAACUCUGGGAGGCUGAAGCAGGAAGACGGUAAGUUUGAGUCCAGCCUGGGCAACUUAGUGACUUGGGGAGACCUAAUUUUUAAAGAAGGGCCGGGACUGUA